AUGACCAUCUUGCAAGCUUUACAGCUAUGCAAAAAAACUUGCUUACUCCCUACCAGUAUUCAGCUUUUAAAACACAGCCGAUAUGUGUCUGUUACUUGUAAUCAGCCAAGUAGACUUGAAAGGCCACGAAAGGCACAUUUGGUUUUGAAAGAUGGAAGUUACUACCAGGGAUACUCUUUUGGCUUUGAAAAUUCUUCUGCAGGAGAAGUUGUGUUUAACACAGGCCUUGUUGGCUACCCUGAAGCCCUUACAGAUCCAAGCUAUCGAGGCCAGAUCCUGACCCUGACUUACCCCAUUGUGGGAAACUAUGGAGUGCCUGAUACGAAAGUAAAAGAUGAAUAUGACCUCAUGCUUAAUGUAGAAUCUGAACGAAUUCAGGUUGCUGGUUUAAUUGUGCAGGAUUAUUCACACCAGCAUAGUCACUGGAAUUCUGUCAAAUCCUUGUCACAGUGGUUGAAAGAAGACAAAAUUCCAGCUCUUUAUGGUAUUGACACUCGAAUGAUUACAAAAAAAGUCAGGGAUAUGGUAAGAAGAUAUAUUUUGUCAAUUUUUGCCUUGUUCUUCUACUGUCCCAUUCUUCUGUUGUCCUUUCUCUUUGCCCCGUUCUCCUAUGGUUCUCUCUCUGUCUUGUUCCCCCACUACAGACCUAUCUCUCUCCCUGCCCCGUUAACCCCCCCCCUCCCGUUCUCCUCGCAGCCUCCUCUCUCCCCAGUAGUCCCGUUCUCCUCGCAGCCUCCUCUCUCCCCAGUAGUCCCGUUCUCCUCGCAGCCUCCUCUCUCCCCACCUCCUCUCUCCCCAGUAGUCCCGUUCUCCUCGCAGCCUCCUCUCUCCCCCAGUAGUCCCGUUCUCCUCGCAGCCUCCUCUCUCCCCAGUAGUCCCGUUCUCCUCCCGUUCUCCUCGCAGCCUCCUCUCUCCCCAGUAGUCCCGUUCUCCUCGUCCUCUCUCCCCAGUAGUCCCGUUCCUCGCAGCCUCCUCUCUCCCCAUAGUCCCGUUCUCCUCGCCUCCUCCUCUCCCCCAGUAGUCCCGUUCUCCUCGCAGCCUCCUCUCUCCCCAGUAGUCCCGUUCUCCUCGCAGCCUCCUCUCUCCCCAGUAGUCCCGUUCUCCUCGCAGCCUCCUCUCUCCCCAGUAGUCCCGUUCUCCUCGCAGCCUCCUCUCUCCCCAGUAGUCCCGUUUCCUCCUGCAGCCUCCUCUCUCCCCACCUCCUCUCUCCCCAGUAGUCCCGUUCUCCUCUCCUCUCCCCCAGUAGUCCCGUUCUCCUCCAGCCUCCUCUCUCCCCCAGUAGUCCCGUUCUCCUCCUCCUCUCUCCCCAGUAGUUCUCCUGCAGCCUCCUCUCUCUCCCCAGUAGUCCCGUUCUCCUCCUCCUCUCCCCCAGUAGUCCCGUUCUCCUCGCAGCCUCCUCUCUCCCCAGUAGUCCCGUUCUCCUCGCCUCCUCUCUCCCCCAGUAGUCCCGUUCUCCCUCCUCCUCCCCCCAGUAGUCCCGUUCUCCUCGCAGCCUCCUCUCUCCCCAGUAGUCCCGUUCUCCUCGCAGCCUCCUCUCUCCCCAGUAGUCCCGUUCUCCUCGCAGCCUCCUCUCAGCCUGACUCUUUUUUACUCUUUAUGCUUUCUCUCUUUAGCUCUUACCUCAAAUUCCAUGAUCCAAACUGCAGGAAUCUGACAGCUGAAGUCUCAACAAGUGAUGUGAAAUAUUAUGGUAAAGGGAACCCCUUGAAAAUUUUGGCUGUUGAUUGUGGAAUCAAACAUAACAUUAUCAGAAGUCUUGUUAAGCGUGGUGCUGAGGUGAAAUUAGUGCCUUGGAACUAUGAUUUCACCCAAGAAGAAUAUGAUGGCCUCUUUCUUUCCAAUGGCCCUGGUGAUCCAGCAUUAAGUACAGACACCAUCCAACACUUGCGGAAGGUGAUUGAGAGCACUAGACCAGAACCAAUUUUUGGCAUUUGUAUGGGAAACCAACUGACUGCUUUGGCUGCAGGAGCUAAGACUUAUAAACUCCCUCUUGGAAAUCGUGGCCAUAAUCAGCCUGUUGUAAAUGUUCUUAAUGAUCAGGCAUUCAUCACAUCACAAAACCAUGGCUUUGCCAUCGACAAUGCAUCUCUUCCCCCGGAUUGGCAGGUUUUAUUUGUCAAUGCUAAUGACAAAACAAAUGAGGGAAUUAUGCACAAAACCCGUCCAAUAUUCACAGCUCAGUUCCAUCCAGAAGCCUGGGGUGGACCCACAGACACUGAGUUUUUGUUUGAUUAUUUCAUGGACAUGGUGCGAAAUAAAGAACAGUCUGUCUAUCAUGUGAUGAAGCCAGUGUCUGCAGUACCUCAACCUGAUAAGGUAGGAAAGGUCCUUGUGCUAGGGAGUGGAGGACUUUCCAUUGGACAGGCAGGUGAAUUUGACUACAGUGGUUCUCAAGCUGUGAAAGCACUAAAGGAGGAAGGAAUCCAAACUGUUCUGAUGAACCCCAACAUUGCAUCUGUGCAGACGAAUGCUGAGGGCGAGAAACAAGCAGAUAUUGUAUACUUUUUGCCAAUCACUACAGAAUUUGUGACAGAAAUCAUCAAGAGAGAACAGCCUGAUGGAUUGCUCCUCUCUAUGGGUGGACAAACUGCACUCAAUUGUGGUGUGGAGCUGUACCGAAAUGGGACCUUGAAAGAAUAUGGUGUCAAAGUAUUAGGUACUCCUGUUGAGACAAUUGAGGCCACUGAAGAUCGUCAAAUCUUUGCUGACAAGCUGAAAGAAAUCAAUGAGAAACUGGCUCCUAGUUUUGCUGUGGAAAAUCUGAAAGAUGCCUUGAAAGCUGCUGAAACUAUUGGCUACCCUGUGAUGGUACGAGCAGCUUAUGCCCUUGGAGGUCUUGGUUCUGGGGUUUGCUAUGAUCCUGAAUCUCUGAAGAAAGUCGUCAAUCAUGCCUUGGCUGUGACAUCCCAAGUCCUUAUUGAAAAAUCACUGCUUGGAUGGAAAGAAGUUGAAUAUGAAGUUGUUCGUGAUGCAAGAGACAACUGUGUGACAGUAUGCAACAUGGAGAAUUUUGAUCCACUUGGGGUACAUACAGGGGAUUCUAUUGUUGUGGCCCCAAGCCAGACAUUAUCGAACCAAGAAUAUCAUAUGCUGAGGGAAACAGCAAUCAAGGUUGUUCGACACUUUGGAAUAAUAGGAGAAUGUAACAUCCAAUAUGCUCUGCAUCCAAAAUCUUUGGAAUAUUGCAUCAUUGAAAUUAAUGCUCGACUGUCCCGAAGUUCUGCCCUUGCCUCCAAAGCCACCGGUUAUCCAUUAGCAUUUAUUGCUGCUAAAUUAGCUCUUGGUGUUCCUCUACCAAGCUUAGAAAACAACACAACACAAAUGACCACGGCUUGUUUUGAACCCAGCCUUGAUUAUAUCGUGGCCAAAAUUCCCAGAUGGGAUCUUGACCGUUUCCAACAUACAUCAAAAGAGAUUGGUAGUGCUAUGAAAAGUGUUGGUGAAGUGAUGUCCAUUGGUCGAACAUUUGAAGAAAGUCUUCAAAAAGCUCUGAGGAUGACCCACCCUUCUAUUGAGGGAUUCACUCCCACACUUCCUGCAGGGAAGCAGUAUCCUCCAGAUUUUAACCUUGAAGCCAGUUUGCGAGUACCAAACAACACCAGAAUUCAUUCCAUUUCAAAGGCUUUCCAUGCUGGCUACAGUGUUGAUGAAAUCCACAAACUGACUCAAAUUGAUCGAUGGUUUCUCCACAAGCUGCUCCGAAUUGUCAAUCUUGAAAAAGACAUGUCUUUUACAACUCCGGAAACUAUUGAUGAUGAGAUGUUCAGGUUGGCUAAGCAAGCUGGGUUCUCUGACAAACAAGUCGGCAAAAUACUGGGUAUUAAUGAAGAUCAGGCCCGUAAACUUCGCCUGAGCAAAGGAAUCAGACCCUGGGUGAAACAGAUCGACACAAUGGCAGCUGAAUAUCCUGCUAAGACAAACUAUUUGUACUGCUCUUACAAUGGAAUGGAGCAUGAUCUUGAAUUCAAAGAACCUGGCACCAUGAUUCUUGGCUGUGGACCUUAUCAUAUUGGAAGUAGUGUGGAGUUUGACUGGUGUGCUGUUUCAGCCAUUAGAACUCUGCGAGAGUUAAAUAAAAAAACAAUUGUUGUGAAUCACAAUCCUGAAACAGUUAGCACUGAUUUUGAUGAAUGUGACAAGUUGUAUUUUGAGGAGCUUUCCCUUGAACGUAUCUUUGACAUUUAUCAACAAGAGGUAUGCAAUGGAGUGAUUAUCUCAGUGGGUGGUCAAAUCCCCAAUAAUCUGGCUCUUCCGCUGUACAACCAGGGGGCCACUAUCUUGGGUACUAACCCCACAAUGAUAGACAAUGCUGAGAACAGAUCGGUUUUCUCAGCUGUUCUAGAUGAACUGGAAAUUGACCAACCAGAAUGGCGUUCUCUCAGUUCUUUGGAUGAAGCCCUGGAUUUUGCUGCUAGCGUGGGAUACCCCUGUCUUCUUCGUCCUUCUUACAUUCUCAGUGGUUCAGCUAUGAAUGUUGCUUAUGACCCGGAGCAAUUGCAGAAUUACUUGAAACAAGCUACCCAAGUUUCUGAAAAGUAUCCUGUUGUAAUCACCAAAUUUAUUGAAGGGGCCAAAGAACUUGAAAUGGAUGCUGUAGCUGACAAAGGCUAUGUUGUCUGUCAUGCCAUUUGUGAACAUGUGGAGAAUGCUGGUGUCCAUAGUGGUGAUGCCACUUUAAUCUUGCCCACACAAACCAUUUCUCAAGAGGCUCUUAAUAAGAUUCGUCAUUCCACAGCAAAGAUUGCACAUAAAUUCCAAAUCACUGGCCCAUUUAAUAUUCAAUACAUCGUAGCAAAUAAUUCUGUAAAGGUGAUUGAGUUGAAUUUACGAGCCUCACGUUCCUGUCCUUUUGUCUCCAAAACAACUGGUACUGACUUUAUUGCUACAGCUACUAAGGUAAUGCUGGGACUCCCUGUUGAUAUUGACCAACUGCCAACAUUAGAAAACCCACAAAAUCCCAAAACAUAUGUUGGUAUUAAGGCACCUAUGUUCUCCUGGCCCCGACUUAGAGAUGCAGAUCCCCUGCUUAGGUGUGAAAUGGCCUCAACUGGAGAGGUUGCCUGUUUUGGAUCGACAAAAUACACUGCCUUUUUGAAAGCUAUGAUGUCAUCUGGUUUCAAAAUGCCUCGAAAAGGAGGCCAUGUAAUGAUUGGUGUUCAGCAUUCUUUCCAUUCUAACUUCCUUCCCAUCGCCAAAAAACUUUCCGAUCUUGGUUUCAAGCUGUUUGCUACAGAAGCAACUUCCCAGUACUUGAAUACACACAAUAUCCAUACACAAAAUGUUGGUUGGGCAUUGGCAGACAACAGAGGCAAUAAAGACUUCCCUGUGGCUACAAAAUUGAUUCAAGAUGGAGAAAUUGAUCUAGUCAUAAACUUGCCCAAUCACCAAACAAAGUAUAUCAAAGACAAUUACCUGAUUCGCCGAGCUUCUAUCGACAAUGCCGUUCCACUUAUCACCAAUUUUGAGGUUGCAAAACUUUUAACCGAAGCGCUUUAUUAUGUUGGUGAUGUGAAAGCAACAAGCCUGUUUGACUAUCGCAACCCAAAAGCUAAACAGAGACAUGCUGAUUAA
Messenger RNA from Acanthosepion pharaonis, 5571 nucleotides. NCBI's taxonomy places the organism in Eukaryota, Metazoa, Mollusca, Cephalopoda, Sepiida, Sepiidae. The record is from the annotation of a GenBank genome assembly.